Messenger RNA from Melopsittacus undulatus (budgerigar), 920 nucleotides. RefSeq names its product vasoactive intestinal peptide (gene VIP). Gene Ontology annotation, biological process: positive regulation of epinephrine secretion; regulation of protein localization; positive regulation of protein catabolic process. Bases 44 to 640 code for a protein of 198 amino acids. Gene Ontology annotation, cellular component: neuron projection; extracellular region. Lineage: Eukaryota; Metazoa; Chordata; Aves; Psittaciformes; Psittaculidae. The record is from RefSeq and is a predicted model, not a curated record. Gene Ontology annotation, molecular function: neuropeptide hormone activity; peptide hormone receptor binding. The transcript has 7 exons.
GCCCAGCCAGCCCCACCGACAGACUCGCGGCUCCGUGGCAGCCAUGGAGCACCGCGGCACCUCCCCUCUCCUCCUCGCCCUCGCCCUCCUCAGCGCCCUCUGCUGGCGGGCGCGGGCUCUGCCCCCGCGAGGAGCCUCCUUCCCUCCCGUCCCUCGAUUGGGAAACAGAAUGCCAUUUGAUGGAGCCAGUGAACCUAACCAUGCCCAUGGAUCAUUAAAGUCUGAAUCAGACAUUUUGCAGAACACACUACCUGAAAACGAGAAAUUCUAUUUUGAUCUGUCCAGAAUUAUUGAUAGAAAUACAAGGCAUGCUGAUGGAAUUUUCACCAGUGUCUACAGCCAUCUUUUGGCUAAACUUGCUGUGAAGAGAUAUCUGCAUUCGCUUAUUAGAAAACGAGUUAGCGCCCAGGAUAGUCCUGUCAAACGCCACUCUGAUGCUGUCUUCACUGACAACUACAGUCGCUUUCGAAAACAAAUGGCUGUGAAGAAAUACUUAAAUUCAGUUUUAACUGGAAAAAGAAGCCAAGAAGAGCUAAACCCUUCUAAACUUCGAGAUGAAGCAGAACUUCUUGAACCUUCCUUUUCAGAAAACUAUGAUUCUGUAGAUGAGCUGCUGAGCCACCUCCCACUGGACCUCUGAAGGACACCUGGUAAAGUCUAUGAGAAGAACAAGCUAUUUUUGAGUUCCACAUAGUAUUUCAAAGAGAUGACUUUAGUCAUCAAACCAGAACAAAUAUGUUGUGAAGUGAAAGUUGUGAUAUAUUUGUUUCUUAUGUAAUAAAAGUUGAUAUUUACAUUGUAAAUACUACUCUAGAGUUCUCUACUGAAAGCUGUACAUAUGGAUGCCAGUUUAACUCAUGAGAAGUCUGUGAGUCCAUAUGCUGUAAAUCCUUUACUUCAAUAAAUUCAUUUGAAAAUGA